This is a messenger RNA of Vespula vulgaris, 1899 nucleotides long. Its product is annotated as heat shock protein beta-1. The record is from RefSeq and is a predicted model, not a curated record. The transcript is spliced from 4 exons. The coding region runs from base 190 to 873 and encodes 227 amino acids. Gene Ontology annotation, biological process: protein refolding; response to heat. Gene Ontology annotation, molecular function: protein folding chaperone. Lineage: Eukaryota; Metazoa; Arthropoda; Insecta; Hymenoptera; Vespidae.
AGACGAAACGUCGGAGAGUACGGUUCGAGACCUCUUUCCACCCGACGAUCCUCGCUCGCGCGAUUCGCGAUCAAAGUUUAUACACGUGUGCUCGCAAGAGGAGGCAGCGUCUUCCGAGUGGAUCGGUGAGAGGCACGGCGAGAGAGCGAGAGAGAAUACGAGUUUGUGUACGCAGAGAGCGGAAGAAACAUGGCCGAUAGUGGUAUCAAGCGCAACAUUCCCAUCAAGUUGGGUGACUUUAGCGUCAUCGACACCGAAUUCUCCAACAUAAGGGAACGCUUCGACGCCGAGAUGAGGAAGAUGGAGGACGAGAUGUCGCGAUUCCGCAGCGAGCUCAUGAAUCGCGAGAGCAAUUUCUUUAAGAGCACCACCAGUCGGCAUCACACGAGCAGCAGCGAGCACAAAACGUCGACGACCUCGAAGACGGACGGUUGGGACAAGGCCGACCCUGCGGCAUCGUCGGCACGAUCGGCGUUCGAUAACUUUAAAAGCACGACCACGCAACAGAGCAGCCAGAACAGCUCGCUGAGUCCUCAGCAUGACUCGACUUGGCUGGACGGACUCAACAGUCCUCUUAUUCAGGACGAGGGUGACAGUAAAAUGUUGAAGCUACGAUUCGACGUGUCGCAGUACACGCCGGAAGAGAUCGUCGUCAAGACCGUGGACAACAAACUUUUGGUUCACGCCAAGCACGAGGAGAAGACGGAAAGCAAAUCCGUAUACAGGGAAUACAAUCGAGAAUUUUUGCUGCCGAAAGGAACCAAUCCAGAGAGCAUCAAGUCGUCCUUGAGCAAGGAUGGUGUUCUAACCGUUGAGGCUCCUCUACCGGCUAUCGGUUCGGGCGAAAAGCUAAUUCCCAUCGCGCAUCAAUAAAAUUUCUCCGUCGCGUCCCCUUUCUCUCGCCAAGUUUCCUUAAGAAAAACAAAAAAAAAAAAAAGCUUUCUCACACAGCGAACAACGGAGAAGAAACGUUGCGAAAAGAAACGCUCAUUCAGGUCGAGAGUAGCAUAUCGAGAGAUCGUCCUUCCACCAAAUAUCCCGACACGAUCAAAAGUCGUUCGACUCUUUCUUUUUUUUUUUUUUUUCCCAACGCCCUCUUCGUCAAGGAUCGAGAAGAAAAUUAUUCGAUUAUAAUACGGCUGUUAAAUUUUUCUUCCACGAUCCGCCGUCGUCACGUCGGAAUCUUUUUCGAAGAAUUUAUAAAGAUUUUCUAAAGAAAGAAAUUCAUUUACGCGAAAAGAUAUAAAUGUGCGAAGAUAUGAAAAAAUAUAUAUAGAAAACGAUAUUACUGAUUAUAUAACGAUAUACACGCGCACAUACAUAUAUAUGGAUGUUUGUAAAAAAAAAAAGAAAAAAAAAUUUUUUUCCUUUCUACGCCUCUAUAGGAUUUUUUUCUUUGAUACACGAUGAUAUACACGCGAUAUUUGUAAUACUCUGAGAAAUGCGUAAAUUGCUCCGCAAUAUGCAAUGCUUUUGACAACGUCUCUCUCUUUCUUUUCUUUCUCUCUCUCUUUUUUUGGUUUUUCCCUUAUCGCGUACGUAGGCACGUAACACCGCUUUGCAGAGCAUCGGAUACGUGUUGUUUUUUAGUUGCGCACCGUCAUGGGCUUAUACGUAAAUCUUGCGGUUUAUACGUGCAAACGAAAGAUGAUCCUUUGUAUCGAUAACUUAUGUACUUGUCCUUAGUUUAGAUGUACGUUAAAAAGACCGUAACAACGAUGCUUGACGUAAUUUAAGGUUCAUUAUGAGCAUUAUCGAUUAUUAUUUAUGAGUACGUUAAUCGUCGAAGGAAUUCUCACAAUGUUCAAACUUGAAUGCAAGAAUACGAAAGUUUCGAAUAAAAAUAAAAUUAUUAAAAAAAGAAUAAAAAACAAAAAAAAGAAAAAACGCACGACGAGA